CCACAAAGAAAGCCUCUUCCCUUUUUUCCUUUCUUCAACUUCGACUCUAAGCUUUACACAUAUCGUGUUGUUCAUCAUCACUAGUCACUACUGGCUGGAUAUUAUUUUGCUCCCAUCUCACACCUUCCUCCCUUUCUUUGUUCUCCGAGAUCUAAAAGCUCUCAGCUUUUGUAUCCUUCUCACUUGGAACUCUUAAAUCAUCGAUACUUACACUGCAUAGGUAGUAGCGAUAGUCGCCGCUUCUGUUUCCCCUAAAAAGCUUUUUAGUUCUGCCGUUGCUUCUCUUCGUAUACCCACUUCUAACUUGAUCUAUUAAUCGAUUGGAUUCUCUCAUUCUACUCGCCAUUUGUUUCCUUCUUCAAUUGGCCGCAAGCUCUUGUGCCCUUGUUUACUUACUCUCUUUCGUCUCUUCUGUCUUGUUCCUUCUGUUGUUUCGGUGCCAGAUAUUCAGGGGUGAGUUGCCCUUUUCCCGAUUCGGGAACUUGUUGGGAUUACCUAAUUUCUUUUCCGAGCGGAAUUGAUUUCCCUGAUCUUGCUUUGCUAGUUGGAUUCGAUUUGGCUUCUAAGGAAGUUCUAGGCUUUGUUUUGCUGGGAUUCCAUUUCAGAUUUUGCUGGGUGGUGGCUGAUCUGGUGCCUAAGUCUAAUCCUGUGAAGUUUUGGCUAUCUGGGUUCUUCUUCUCUACUGAUCAAAUUGCACUCAGAGAGCUUUCAGUACCUCUGUAAGACACUGCGGUUUGUGGGUGGAGGCAGACUCUCGCUUGAUACAGAAUUUUGGGGAAGAUUAAUGCGUUGUUGGUGUUGAGAUGCAGCCUGAUCAGCGAAAGAAGUCUGUUGAUGUUGACUUUUUCACCGAGUAUGGUGAGGGUAGCAGGUAUAAAAUAGAGGAAGUUAUUGGCAAAGGAAGUUAUGGUGUUGUUUGCUCGGCAUAUGAUACACAUACAGGAGAGAAAGUUGCAAUUAAGAAAAUCAAUGACAUCUUUGAACAUGUCUCUGAUGCCACUCGCAUCCUUCGAGAAAUUAAACUUCUUAGGCUUCUACGUCAUCCAGAUAUUGUGGAGAUCAAGCACAUCUUGUUGCCCCCUUCCAGAAGGGAGUUUAAGGACAUCUAUGUAGUUUUUGAGUUGAUGGAAUCUGAUCUACACCAAGUUAUCAAAGCAAAUGAUGAUCUAACACCUGAGCACUAUCAGUUCUUUCUUUAUCAGCUUCUCCGAGGCCUGAAAUACAUACACACUGCAAAUGUGUUUCACAGGGAUCUAAAACCCAAAAACAUCUUAGCCAAUGCUGACUGUAAAUUAAAGAUUUGUGACUUCGGCCUUGCAAGAGUUGCCUUCAAUGACACUCCCACAGCAAUUUUCUGGACAGAUUAUGUUGCGACGAGAUGGUAUAGAGCUCCAGAAUUGUGUGGGUCAUUUUUCUCCAAGUUCUAUUUGCUAUUCUGUGUAUAUAUGCAGUACACACCUGCAAUAGACAUAUGGAGCAUUGGAUGCAUCUUUUCUGAACUUUUGACCGGGAAACCUCUUUUCCCUGGGAAAAAUGUAGUUCAUCAGUUGGAUCUGAUGACUGAUCUUUUGGGAACACCAUCUUCUGAAGCAAUUGCGAGGGUUCGUAACGAGAAAGCUCGUAGAUACCUUAGUAGCAUGCGGAAGAAGAAGCCGAUUCCUUUUACUCACAAAUUCCCUCAUGCAGACCCUCUUGCACUUAGGUUAUUAGAAAAAAUGCUAGCAUUUGAACCCAAAGACCGGCCUACCGCUGAAGAGGCCCUUGCUGAUCCGUAUUUCAAAGGUUUGGCCAAAGUUGAGAGAGAGCCUUCCGCUCAACCUGUCACCAAAAUGGAAUUUGAAUUUGAGAGGCGAAGAAUAACAAAAGAAGAUGUAAGGGAGCUCAUUUACCGAGAAACACUCGAGUACCAUCCAAAAAUGUUGAAAGAAUUCUUGGAAGGUUCAGAACCAACUGGCUUCAUGUACCCAAGUGCUGUUGACCAUUUCAAGAAGCAAUUUGCUUAUCUUGAGGAGCAUUAUGGAAAUGGUGGGCCUGCUGCUACUCCGCCAGAGAGAACUCAUGCGUCAUUGCCAAGGGCCUGUGUAUUAUAUUCAGAUAAGAAUCCUAUGCUGAGCUCAGCACAAGUAGCAAAUGAUCUUUCCAAAUGUUCUAUCAAAGAUAUCGAGAAGCCACACAAGGACAAGAGUGGUGGACCUGGUGGUAUCCCGAUGACAAGGCUUCCCAUUCAAGUCCCUCAAAGUAUUCAAGCGGGCCCUGCUCGUCCUGGGAAAGUUGUUGGCUCUGUACUGCGAUACAACAACUGUGCCACAGCAGCCGAUACAGUUGUUGACCAGCGAAGAAUGGUCAGAAACCCUUCUACCACAUCUCAAUACACCUCUUCGAAUGGUUCAUAUCCAAGAAGAAACCCGGGCUGCAAGAAUGACAGGGGAGAAGACGAUGGAAUUGAAGGGUCCAAUGGAUUGCAGCCAAAACCACAGUACAUGGCAAGGAAAGUUGCUGCUGCUCAAGGUGGACCGGGAAGUCAAUGGUAUUGAUGAUGGUUAUACACCCCAGUAGGCACACUUUGUCUUCCAUCUCUCCACUCUUGUGGAUGGUCAUCACCAUCAUCCCUUGAUGGAGGUGCUAUGAACUAGACUCACCUGCUUCGGGUACUCUAUCAUGCAAUGGAUUUCGUCGGUGCUAAAGGUGAUUCGAAAGAUUGUGGCCGAGGAACUUUCUUGGCUUGGGAGGAUGAUGUGGAGCGGAGAAUGGAACAGGUUGUAAUUUAUUUCUCUAACUGAGGUUAAAAGAGCUGAAAUAGUCAGGUUCUUGGUCCGUUAGCAUACCGGUGUGUUGCCAUGUCUGAUUUAGCUCAGUAUUGAGUCCACGUGAAAGGAGUCUGAUGUUCGUAAAUGGGAGUCGGGUAGUGUUGGUUGGUUGCUUACCAGAUUCUCUGCACCUCUUCUUGUUCUUUCCUAUGUAGAAGUUUUCCUACCCUUAUUUUGUUCACCCCAAAUUAUUCGUUUUUCGCUACUUGUACACUUCUCCUAUCUAUGUAUCUCUGUCAAAUAAAGAUUCUGGGUUCAGUACUUGUGAUAUUCCAUGGCAAUGUAUCUACAUACGGACUACCUAGUUGUUACAAUUUGUGCUCACUUAUUGUUUCAUGCAAGC
Linum tenue is the source of this 3150-nucleotide messenger RNA. Lineage: Eukaryota; Viridiplantae; Streptophyta; Magnoliopsida; Malpighiales; Linaceae. The record is from the annotation of a GenBank genome assembly.